CAAUUUCUAACCUCAAUUCAAAUCGCUUAUGCUCGUGGUGCCCAUGCUUGGGUUGCCGAUGAGGUGUAAUACAUUCAUAUGAAAUAACUUCUGGCUUUCGGAGUGUUUUUUUGACUUUGUUAGGGUUACAUCGUGUAUUUGCCUAAAUUGUCAUAUUAUAAUGGCACUGACGAAAAGUAUAGCAGAGUUGGCAGGUGAUAAGAAGAGCGAUGAAAAAGCGCGUACAUUUGUACUGGAGAACCACGGGCACACCCUAGGCAAUGCUUUGCGUAGUAUUGUAAUGGGAUAUCCUGAAGUGGAUUUUUGUGGUUAUUCUGUGCCACACCCAGCAGAGAACAAAAUGCAUUUCAGAAUACAAACAAAAGGACCAAGAGCUACUGACAUUCUCCAACGUGGACUUGAAGACUUAGUAAAGGUGUGUGAUGCAAUUGAAGAACAAUUUAAGAGUGAAAUGGAAUCCUUUCAGGCUUCAAAUCUCUGACUCGAAAUGUGAUGGUGCUCACUGAAAGUGAUAUAUAAAAGACAUUGGAAGACAUUUAAGAUAGAAAUGUGUGAGAAGAAACAUACCAAUAUAUCCAGCAUAUAUUGUUGUGAUUUUCUAAGACUAUCAUCAAGUACAUCAAUUAAAAAGAAAUAGAAGAGGCAGUGACACUAAACAUUCACAUAAUUGUGAUGUUUUAUUUAUUUUGAUAUAGAGAAGGAAAAUUCUGUUAAUUUCGUUUCUAAGAUGCAUAUACAAAUGAAAACUACACUAUAUUACAGGAUCAUCAAUUUCUUAAAAAGAGAAUAAAAAAAUAUGGUUUUAAUUUUCUUUAUAUUCUAAAGUAUUCAUGACCCUAACUUGUCCAGACAUUUGAAUGUGUUUAUUAGUGGAUUAGAAAUGUUAAGCAUUCUUUCACACAUUUUGAUGAUGUGUUGUUAAGUUACUGCCACUGUAUUGUAAAUAAAGUUCUGUAUAUUUGUUAUGUCUUCAAAGCUAUCUAAACCAGACUAUCUUAAAUUCCUGCACCAAACACAAGACCUUCGAAAUAAAUGAAGAAACAUUCAUAUGGAAAUUUCAUUGAAUGAAAGUUUAAAAAUCAUUAGAUAAUUUUGUUAACUAGAAAGAAGGUACCAGAAGAACAUGCCAAUGUAAUUCUUAAAUUU
Messenger RNA from Gryllus bimaculatus (two-spotted cricket), 1146 nucleotides. NCBI's taxonomy places the organism in Eukaryota, Metazoa, Arthropoda, Insecta, Orthoptera, Gryllidae. The record is from the annotation of a GenBank genome assembly.